AUGUCGAUGAUCUAUUUUGCUAUUGGCACAUUAUUUCUUGCAUUAAGAAUUUUAGCUUCACUUCCACCAGCUGUUGUUUAUUCAGCUGCUAUCUAUAAUGCACAAGAUUCACCAAUUCAGUGUAAUGUAAUAUGGUCUCAGCCAUCAGGUCCUACAUUAGAAAGUGGUUUAUUUCCUAUUGAACAGCAUGAAAGUUAUUCAGUUAAGGAGAAAAUAAUUAAAAUGGAAACAUGGGAAGCAAAUGCAAUAAUAGAAGAAAUUCAUUGUGGAAAGUUAGUACUUAAGGCUGCAUUUGAUAAAGUUACGUCACCACAAAAAAAUUGGCUAUUUCGUGUUGAACAAGAUGCAAUUGUCUCAGUUGGACCAAGUUCAUAA
Molecule: messenger RNA, 375 nt
Organism: Rotaria sp. Silwood1
Lineage: Eukaryota; Metazoa; Rotifera; Eurotatoria; Philodinida; Philodinidae
Source: the annotation of a GenBank genome assembly